Messenger RNA from Seminavis robusta, 441 nucleotides. Lineage: Eukaryota; Bacillariophyta; Bacillariophyceae; Naviculales; Naviculaceae. The record is from the annotation of a GenBank genome assembly.
AUGGCCAUUGUUGGAUCCUCGGACAACAAAGGCCAUUUCAACGGAAGCUUCCACUCCACUGACAGCAACGACUUGAGGAGGCUCCUCAAGGCUGCGGAUGAAGCGAUAACUCGCGGCCAGAAGGAAGAUGUUGCCGUCAUCGUCACGCUCUGCUCCAACGUUGAAAUGGACGCGGCCACCUUUCAAGCUUUGGUUGACUACAUCAAAGACGAUCCGGACGUCAAGAAAAUGGUCUGUGUGAUGCACGACCUCAUCGUCUUCAACACCGAUGAAGGCUUUACCAUCACUCUUCGCAUCCAUGGCUCCAAGAAGCUUGCUGUCUUGGAAAACGGCGCCAACAACAGCGUGGACUCCUCUUUCGAGGAGACUGAAGGCUUGACCCAGCAAAUGGCUGCUCUCCCUGUCCAUGACGCCAACGCCUACGCCACCCCUUGCAAGUAG